This is a messenger RNA of Periophthalmus magnuspinnatus, 5089 nucleotides long. RefSeq names its product bridge-like lipid transfer protein family member 3A (gene bltp3a). NCBI's taxonomy places the organism in Eukaryota, Metazoa, Chordata, Actinopteri, Gobiiformes, Gobiidae. The record is from RefSeq and is a predicted model, not a curated record. The coding region runs from base 204 to 4142 and encodes 1312 amino acids. The transcript is spliced from 21 exons.
GUGUGUGUGUGGUUUGUGAGAGCAGGGGGUUCUCUCUGUCCGGUGUACCUCGGGCAGCAGCAACAGAGGCUGUGCGCGGAGAGCAGCGGCUAACAAGAUGCGCACGGCUACAGCUGUGCACUGCGCUCAUGCCCCCACCAGCUACUUACUCUGAUAGAGCAAAAUAAAGGUGUUUAUCCCGGUUAACACUACGCCAAGACAGGAUGGCCGGGAUCAUCAAAAAGCAGAUUCUGAAACAUUUGUCACGGUUCACCAAGAAUCUGUCCCCUGACAAAAUCAACCUGAGCACCCUUAAAGGGGAGGGCCAGCUGUCUAACCUGGAGUUGGAUGAGGAGGUUCUGCAGAACAUGCUGGACCUGCCCACCUGGCUCGCUGUCACUCGGGUGUACUGCAACAAAGCUGCCAUUAGGAUACAAUGGACAAAGCUAAAAACAAGCCCAAUAUGUCUGUUCUUGGACAAAGUAGAGGUAGAAAUGAGAACAUGUGAAGAACCACGUCCCCCUAAUGGUCCAUCUCCAAUUGCAAUUGCAGCAAGUCAGAGUGAGUAUGGUUUUGCGGAGAAGGUGGUGGAGGGCAUGUCUAUCAGAAUCAACUCUAUCACCAUCAAGGUUCAGGCUCGUGCCUUUCAUGCCUCUUUUGAACUGUGGCAGCUCCAAGGGAGCAGCCUCAACCCCAAAUGGCAGCGCAGUGACCUCCGCUAUACUCGCAUCUCCGACCCCAAAAGAGGAGAGGUGUUAACCUUUAAAGAAGUAAACUGGCAGAGUCUGCGGAUUGAGGCAGAUGCCAUUGAAAGUAAUGAUCAGGACCUUGGCAGCACACCGUUACGUCUCAUCACGAAUCAGGGUCGCAUUCGUAUUGCACUGAAACGUAGAAUAAAGGACUGUAAUGUGCUGGCAUCCAAACUGUUCUUUAUCCUGGAUGAUCUUUUGUGGGUCCUGACUGAUUCUCAACUCAAAGCUAUCAUCCACUAUGCCAAAUCUCUCAGCGAGGCAAUGGAAAAAUCUGCUAAGCAGAGAAAAAACAUGACUGCUGAAUCAUUGCAGGCUGCUCCUACAUCUCCUGGGAUGCAUAGUCUCUGGACUGAGCCCUCUCCUGCUUCCACUGGGAGCCCCAACAGUAUGAGUCAGUACUUCGAUUUGUAUGACGUUAAAGAGUCCUCUUACCACACGUCUAUAUCUCGACUGGAUCUGCACAUAUGCAAUGAUAGUUCUUCAGCAGAUGAAGACGAGCCACCCCCACCGGCCUCACAGGGCUCCAUGCAGCUCACCUUUAAGAAGCUGGGCUUUGACUUCUACCCCAUCCAUAGGCCUGCUGAUGGAUGUAAACACUGGGAGCGCCACAAUGCAGCCAUGGAGGCUCAGGCGCAAUGGGCAGGGAAGUUGCUCCAGGACUUUCAGAGGAGAGCAGAAGCCUCUGGCUUUCCUGGGCCAGUCACUGAGAGUGUUUUAUUGACCAAGGGCUCUCCUGCCAGGGCAGGGCAAGAUAAACAGUCUACUCUCAAGUCAUCUGCAUCAGAGCAAAUAUCCAACAGAAACGCUGCCUCUACAGGGGCCUCAUUGAAACGACUGCGGUCGAGCUCUGUGGUGAUCAGAAUGGAUGAUUUUGACAUUCACCAGGUGUCCACAAGAGGCCGUCAGAACAAAAGAACCCAGUCAUUUAUAUGUUGUAACCGUAAGGCUCUUCAUUUUCCUGACAACGUACCAGCAAUCCAUCUGCAGUUUACAGAGUACUACUUUCCAGACAACUCUAAUUUAGAAGCGCCCACUUCGAGCCUGUAUGCUCAACUGAACGGCAUUCAGCUCUGUGUGGACCCAGCCAGUGUCCUAUGGAUCAAUCUGUUCUCGAGAGGCCUUCUCCACACUUUAGAUCAAGUAAAAGCUUUUUAUCAUCUACAAGACAGCAACAUGACAGAGGAGCACGUAGACAUCCGUAUGGACGCAGCUCAACUAAAGAUGGUAAUUCCACUUGAUUCAUCUAUUUUGGACCACCCAGAGCGUCCACAGUCUUUGUCUGUUGUCGUGCCCCAAAUGGCAGUUAGCAAUACGCGCCACUGUCCUCAUGGCACCAGAGCUGACCUCAACAGCAUCUACAACAACUUCACUGCCAACCAUUUCUUCAAAGCUUCGCACCACAAAGAUCAAACUGCCUUUCACCCUCUUCCACCUGUCUUCCUCAGACACUCACAGGAAACCAAACCACAGCCUUUAGAUCAAAAGUUGCCCAGGUCCCAAGAUGUCUGGUCCCUAAGUCUGUCCCGGAUCACGCUUGGUUUUGAUGGAGUGCGCAGAUCUCCAAAAGGCAGAACACAGCCCUUUGUGGAACCCUUAACCAUGUCAGUGUGGAUGUGUAGACCAGCGGCUUUUUCCAGUCAAAACAAUGAACAAAAUGAAGGAGACAGGAAUGAGGAGUUUGCUUCUUUUCACUUUCUGGUGCAUGCUAUCACUCCUGUCAAAAUGUGGCUCAACCAUUAUCAGUAUGUUGCUUUGUUGAGAAUGAAGGAUGCCCUGGCACGUUUAGGAGCAGAGCUGGGGCAAGAUACCAAGGAGGUUAAAAAGGCUAAAGUAGACAAACUAGAAGCCUUAACAGCGUGUUGUGCUCUGCUCCUGGAUUCUGCAGAAGUGGGGCUACUGUUGCCUCCCGUGAGCACAGAGCCGGAGCCAGAGGUGCCCCACACUCCAGAGACAGACAGCCCCAGCAUCAGUGAGUCAGAUCUUUCCCCCUCCCACCACAUCCCAGACCUGGUCCCAGAGGAGAACGGGAUCUCCUCUGUCAGCACGAGGGACGCAGGCUUGGAUCAAGAUGAACAGGAGGGGACAGUAGAGGAGGCGUGUGAGGCUGUGGAGGAGGCGCUACAGGAGGAUGGAUUAGAUGUAAACACUCCUGUCCUCUCACCUGUCAUGUCACCUGUCCAGUCACCCACCCUGUCCCGCGAGCCAUCUACCUUUAGCCUGGAGGGAGAACUGUCCAGUGCAAUUAAUGUCACCAAGGACGUGACCAAAGAUGCCCUCAGUGCCUCCCUGGACCUGACCAAAGGAGCGUUUUCUAUUACAAAAGAUGCCUUCAGCAUGCUGAGCAGAGGCUCCGGGAUGAGCAAGUUGUUCAGUCCAGCAAAGGAGCCAGUGCAGCGCUCAGAAGAGUCAUCUCCUGCCCCCAGUCUGCGCUCCAUGAAGCAGUCGCCCUCUCAGCAUUCCUUUGACAGUGCCAUUCUGGACGGCAGCCUGCCUGAUGAAAACCUCUCUGUAGAUAGUGAUCUUAGUGACGGUUUUGUUGUUUUAAUCGGCUCAGAAUCAGGUGUAGAGUCCAUGCGUCCAAAUAAUACAGGCGUUAAUACAGGCAGUCGAUCCAGUCCUGCACUUGGCACUGACGGAGGGUCGUCCGCUGACCUCAGCAGCUCUCUGUCCCAAAGCACAGAGGACGUCUCACAAGAUAUGGCCUCAGCAUUCGUACUUACUCUGAGUGGGAUUGCCUGUACCAUGGAAGCAAAUGGAGAGGAUCAAAUGGUUGUUGCAGAAGCUCAGAAUCUUGUCCCUGUACAAUUGGGUAACAUUAGGAGUUCAGACAUCCAGGCUGGUCUAGUACAAGUUCCCAUUGGAGUGCUACAGAAGCAGAACAAGCCCAGAAAGGCUCCUGCCGUAACUCUGCAGACAGAGAUGGGCGUCUCUGCUCUGGAGCACUCCACUGGCUGUGUGAGCUUCAUGAACAUGAGUUUAAAGGACUGCCACGUGGAGCUGUUAUCGUCCACUCUCGCCAAUAUUGGCCCCUUCCUCGAGGAUGAAUUUGCCGUAGACAGCCAGCCCUUAAAGCUUCACAUGAAUAAUAUCACCAUCACUAUAAAGGACGACGGUCCAAGAAUCUAUCCCACGGCCCCUCAACCUGUUCCAGCUACGUUCAUUGUAGAUCAGCUGUUGCUUGAGCGAGGUGAUGAUGGCAUCCUGAGAGUCAAAGCGGAAAGCGCCGAACUGAAAUCCACCACAAAUGUCUCAAUUACAGACUCAAACCAGGAUAGCUCAUCUCGGCAGAAACAGAAUCAAACCUCAGACGAUCAGCUCUCUGAUGUCCAGGCGGCUCUCACUCAGGUGCUCAGUGAGAGAGAUCGCCUCCUGUUGGAGGUCAGGAAAUAUGACCCCACUUUCACCCUGUGAGGUACUGUUUCUCUGCCUCAGAAUAUUUUUCUGCUUAUUUAUUAGUUUUAUCGACCAGCAUGUUGGGUGUGUGAAGACUGGGAGAAAGUGGUACUACAAUCUAGAUUUCCUCACAGCACAAAUGUAACAAAAUCAUUGUAAGAGAAAGGUGCGAGUGUUUCCCACAGCAUGCAUGGGUAGCUUUAAAUCUCACUCAUUACUAAUUUAUGUAACUCUAAAGUAGCAUCUCCAUGUCAUUUUUUCACAUUGAUGUAAAUGCAUUUUAAAACAAACUUUACAAACAUCAGUCCUACUGAAAAUUAUGCAUGUUAAGCUUUACAAUUUUAUUGUACGACUAAGAACAGACUUGAAAAUGUGAUUUCUUCUAUAGAAUGUGUUUAUUUUUUACUCAUCUACAAUAGCUGUUUAGUCCUGUAUUUAUUUUUUGUGUGUGGGCAAAACUACGAGUAGGAAAAAAAAAAAAGAUUGCACUUUUUAAGCAGAACUAUGCUGCUCCCAAGAGACGGGUGCAUGUCAUCAUCUACACUGGUGGACUUAUCCAUACAAAUGAAUUCACUCUUAUCUACUCUGCACACUUUCAUUCCUCAGUGUUUAUUUUUUACUUUGAAGUUGUGAAAUUUUUAGUAUUGUUCUUUUUACUGUGAAACUAUGUGCUCUGUGGUUUAAUGACCUCCAAACACAUGCCUUUAAGCUGUAGACACCACGUUGCACAGCAGCUUUAGUAUUGUAACUGGGUCAAUGGAAGUUUGGGAUUAUAUCGGCAAACCAGGUUUAUUUGAUACUUGUUUUGCAUAUGUAGUCAGUCUUAUAGUGUUACAAAAUGGUUUUGUUUUAGUAAUUAUUUUGAUUAUGCACUUAUAAAGUCAUAUCAAAGUAAUAUUUAAGGUGAUACCAUAUGAACUUAGUAUUGAUGGCCAAGGAACUCUGGCUUUAAAAUACUAGAAAAA